CGGGAGCCGAGCGCCGGCGCCUCCUCCACCUCGUUCCCGAGGCUUCCCAGCACCCGGGGCUCCCCCCGCCGGCUCCCUUCCACUCUCGCUCGCUCACUCUUGCUCUCUCGCUCUCGCAGGGCCUUCCUCACGGUCCGUGCGAACAGGCGGUGGCGAGCCGUCUCGGACGCAGCAUGCAGGCGCGCUACUCCGUGUCCGACCCCAACGCCCUGGGAGUGGUGCCCUACUUGAGCGAGCAGAAUUACUACCGAGCGGCGGGUAGCUACGGCGGCAUGGCCAGCCCCAUGGGCGUCUACUCGGGCCACCCGGAGCACAUGGGCCGCUCCUACGCGCCCUACCACCACCACCAGCCCGCGGCGCCCAAGGACCUGGUGAAGCCGCCGUACAGCUACAUCGCGCUCAUAACCAUGGCGAUCCAGAACGCGCCCGAAAAGAAAAUCACCCUCAACGGCAUCUACCAGUUCAUCAUGGACCGCUUCCCCUUCUACCGGGAGAACAAGCAGGGCUGGCAGAACAGCAUCCGCCACAACCUCUCGCUCAACGAGUGCUUCGUCAAGGUGCCCCGCGACGACAAGAAGCCCGGCAAGGGCAGCUACUGGACCCUGGACCCCGACUCCUACAACAUGUUCGAGAACGGCAGCUUCCUGCGGCGCCGGCGGCGCUUCAAGAAGAAGGACGUGCCCAAGGAGAAGGAGGAGCGGGCCCACCCCGCGGCCGCCGCGGCCCAGGCGGCCUCCUGGUAUCUCAACCACAGCGGGGACCUCAACCACCUCCCCGGCCACACGUUUGCGGCCCAGCAGCAGACUUUUCCCAACGUCCGGGAGAUGUUCAACUCCCACCGGCUGGGGAUUGAGAACUCGACCCUCGGGGAGCCCCAAUUACAAAAGCUCUUCACCUGGGAGGCCAGGAUUCCUCUCCGCGGGGGAGCCGGGUUGGGGCGCCAGGCCAGAGUUCUACGGCUGCAAGCUCUGGGAAACACUGCAAACUUCAACAAAUACGCGGGGCUGGAGGGGACCCCUGCGCGCCCCGCCUGCCGCAGCUCUCCGAGGAGCUCCGACAAGUCCAAGAGCUUCAGCAUAGAGAGCAUCCUGGCGGGACGGCAGGGCCAGAAGCCGGCGGCAGGGGCCGAGCUCCUGGGGGGUGCCAAGCAGGAUCCGGGCGGCUGUUUGGGGACCUCGCUGCUGGCCGCCUCCACUAGUCUCUGUCCGCCUUUCAACGCUUCGCUCAUGCUGGACCCGCACGUCCAGGGCGGCUUCUACCAGCUCGGGAUCCCUUUCCUCUCCUACUUCCCUCUGCAGCUCCCCGACGCCCUACUUCACUUCCAGUGAGGCGCCCAGCGGAGCCGCUUCCCCGCGGUCUGCCCCGGUCUGGGCUUCUCCCGGGCCACCGUGGCUCCCGCUGCUGGGGGAAGGAGUCUUAAAAAACAACAACAAACAUCUUUUCCUCGCGGCGGUGUGGAUCCUGGGAAGUGUCUCCAACUUAUGCGCGCAGGUGUGUGUGUGGGGAGGGUGGGGGUGGGGGCGCUUCUUGGAGGGGACCUUCCCCGGACCUGGACGCCUUCGGAUAAUUUAAAAGAUCCUGCCCCGCAGGGAGUUUGGGCAUCUCAGACCUCCCACCGCGGGAGGAGAAUUCCUUGACCUGAGGUCAGUUUAAAGGUGUGAUCAUCGGCCACCCACCACAGGUCCUGCGUGUCUGGGGCACAGGAAGGCCAGACACCCCAAAGGCAGGACAGCGGGAGGAAGAGUGGUGGCUACCCCUUGCCAUUGCCAGCUCCAUCGUCGCUGUGACUCAGGCCUGGGCUCCCACAGGUCUGGGUUUGUCGCUGAAGUCCAGUUGUGGGGACACCGAAGGUGACCCUGUUUUUCAGGUUCUUUGCCAGAUCUAAGCCCUGGUGAGAGGAUUCACAACCAAUGUCCAGCUGGAAGAUGAGGAACCACAUUUUUAUUUUAAAUAGAGAAGUUUUUUCUCUCUCUCUCUCUUUUUUUCUUUCUAGACAGGAAAAGAAACAUGUUCUAUUCUUUGGCUAAACACUUGACUCUUUUUACUAUAACAAUUGCCCUGUGAAAACAUUUAUAUUAACAACUGUUAAGGAAGCGCACUCUAUAUAAUUUAGCAUAGUCAUUAGUCAACACACAUGUUCUCCAGCGCACAUUACCAACCAUAGCAGUAGACUGAUCUCUUUACUUUUGUUUUUAAGGGAGCAAAGAUUUCAGGGGGGACCGGAAGUGGGUGAAGAGGAGGGAACACGUCGCAGACAACAUAAGAUUUCCUAUUUUCAUGUCUUCUUCAAGACCUAGGUUUAACUGCUUUUACAUUUCCAGAAUUGGGUAGUGAAGGGCUACCAUCAUCAAAAAAGCUGGGUGAACAAACACAUGAAAAGCAGGCAAAGGGAGAGAUGGGUUAGGGGCGGGAGGAGUAAGGGAAUCUGCUGGUGGCCCCUCUUCUGGAACCAAAGAACAUAAGGCAUGCUGGGAGGAUUCUUGUAGACAUUCCCAGUCCACUGCGUCCCAGUCUGCAACGUGACCUCGUUCCUCCCUCCAACCCCUACCAAGCAGACCCAGAGCUGAAGCUAAAUAAACCCAUCAUGGAGGCGACUGGAAGUCUGGUGGGAGGGAUGGGUUGCAAGGCAGGGGUCUGCAGCAAAGAUCUAGUUAAGAAAAUUGAGAUUUUUUUUUAAAGAAAAUUGAGAUUUUUACAGUCCAGUUCAGCUCGGGACUUUUGGAAAAUGGACCUAGCCUCUGUGGUAUCUCGCUUUGGGCUAUCUUAGGAGUUUUGAAAGCCGAUCUUCUGAACCAAGUUACUUUAAUUUUAUCUGAUGUGGGAUAGGCACAAUAUGUCAUAUGUUCUGGAGGUGGGCUGCGAAAGGUCUUCAAAAUGACCUUUAGUUUCUAGGACUUAUAUAAAAAUGAACACGAACUUUACAUUAAGAGAGCCUAUUGGCUAAUAUGUUGGAAAGGACAUAUAGGACAAGCCUGAUAAUUUAAUAAUUUGUGGGCACAGAGUUGACUGUCUGAGAAUUCAUCCUUAAAGCUAUGUGCUACUGACUCAUACAUGUUUCCCUGGCGGCGUUCUACCCAGGCUGGUGGGAACACAUUAGUGAGCUGCAGGGCACCCUUGCCGUUAGGACGUGGAUGAGAUUUCAUUGCUGAGAUCUAGGCUCACUGUGAAUGAUUUAAAAUGUGGCAGAAGGGCUGCCCUUGGCUAUUUUGUUAUCCCAAAGCCUCAGCCUCUGUGAAUAAAGUUUUUUUUUUUAUU
Myotis davidii is the source of this 3255-nucleotide messenger RNA. RefSeq names its product forkhead box protein C2. Gene Ontology annotation, biological process: anatomical structure morphogenesis; cell differentiation; regulation of transcription by RNA polymerase II. Gene Ontology annotation, molecular function: DNA-binding transcription factor activity, RNA polymerase II-specific; RNA polymerase II cis-regulatory region sequence-specific DNA binding. The record is from RefSeq and is a predicted model, not a curated record. Lineage: Eukaryota; Metazoa; Chordata; Mammalia; Chiroptera; Vespertilionidae.